Messenger RNA from Leptinotarsa decemlineata (Colorado potato beetle), 2079 nucleotides. RefSeq lists its product as uncharacterized. The record is from RefSeq and is a predicted model, not a curated record. NCBI's taxonomy places the organism in Eukaryota, Metazoa, Arthropoda, Insecta, Coleoptera, Chrysomelidae.
AGCCAGUUGUCAGUGUCAUCUUUGCAUCUCAUUUCCCUGCAUCAUACCGUCCAUCUAAUUCACCAGUUGUUCAAAAAAACAAACAAAAUCCAUGGUAGACAAAAAAAAAACGAAAUUGGACUACCACCCCGUGAAAGUGAUAUGCCCGUCACAAGAUUUCGUAGGUUGUUCCUCCAGAUUUUUAGUGAGUGAAGAUGAAGCGACCAAUGAACAUAAAUAUUCAACAGAAGAUAACACUUCCUACGAAAGAACUAACAAAUCAGAAGACAUCCAUUUGAGCUCUCCAGGAAAUUCAGAGCAAUCCUCACAGAAGAGACACAAAUCGACUUCAAAUGAAAAUUCCAUAAGCAUACAAAACUCGCCUCCACACAAAAUUACAUUCCAAUCCGAUCAUCGAACUUUGGAGGAAGACGAGCCAUGCAUGUCGAAAGGUAGAGUGGAACCAGAGCUUGCCAGCCGGUGUUGUAUAACCAUGAAAGAAAAAGUCAUCAUGAAAAGAAAACUGAACGAAGAAGAUAAACCCAGUGAUUUCGCACUGGUUGAUGGAGUGAUCUAUAUUAGGAAAUCUGCAGUAGACGCAUGCGCCGCAACGAAGGGGACUCCUAAAUUUGAACAUGGAUCAAUACCAGGUCCCAAGUCUGAACCAACUGAACAAAAAUCACUUGGGGCAGACCCUGAAUCAACGUCAGUUGAUUCACCUGCGCUGAAAAUAGACAAAUUUGAACAACCAGCUCGUCCCGAUGAUAUUGCUGAUGAAUACAAAGCAGUUCAAGCAGCGGACAUCAAAGAGUGCGCCACCUGCUGCAAGACCCUCAAGUGUGGCCUGAAGGAUCUUCUGCGCAUGUGUCACUCCGAACCCGAUGCCGUCAUUAAGCUAUACAAUGAUCGACAAGGCCAUUGUGGAGUCCCAGACGAAGAAUCCGGCGAGGCGUUCAUUUUUCAAAUGGAAAAGACGCACGGUACAGUAUUCGGCGACGAGAAGUAUCAUUAUUUGAUGGUGGACAAAUCUACGCUAUUGAACGAGGCAAUUCCUGACGUUCCGGAACCGAAAGAUGUCAAAUCUGUGAACAAAAAAUCUGCACGACUAGCGGACGAAGUGACAUCUCGUGACCAAAAAAGAUCGAACAUCCCCAUAUUUUCCGAAGUACUCAUUCAGACUGAGCCACAACUCAAGGCGCCUUCUGAUUUCCACCUCCCAACACGUCACUCUCAAGAAUCGGGCAUGGAUUCACAGAAGCAAUCAGAUAAUACACUCGUAUUGAAACAACCGUCACGUGACACUACCCGUGAAUCGGAUCCAAUGGAUCUGCAGAAAGAGGGAGUCUCCGACCGGACCAUUACCACCAAAACUGAGUCAGAACCGAUUUCUCUCGCAGAAAUGCUGGAACCUCAUGGUCACUCUAGAAGAAUCAGCAUAAUAUGGGAUGAUGCGAUCGAUCCUGCAACGAAAAUGGUGAAACUAGCAAGCAGCAAUCAUCAAGAGAGACGAGUAAGUGCUAUAAGCUGGAGCGGCGUGGAUACUAUUAGAAAUGUACCCAGAGAAAAGGAAUCAGAUUCGCAAGGCAGCCCAUCCUCCUCUUCCGAUUUCCAAAAAGCAACACGCAAAGGAAUGACCCAGAAUUCUUUCUUCGAGAAUAUCGUCAAAGAAGAGAGGAAGAAAAACGAAGAAGCAGUCAACAGACCGAGAGGCAGAUCGCUGGUCAGUCCUACGGAAAGGGCCCCUUCGAAGAAAAAAUGGUUCGGGCUGCUAAAAAGCAGGAAACAGUCGGAUUCCUCAAAUGACGGGGCCCCCAAACAGGGAGCUAUCAGAAGAAGAAGCGUCAUCGAGAGCGUUAACCGAGAUGCGGACGAAGUAGAUUCUGCAUAUUUAAUCAAAGAUUUAUCGCACGAAGAACAAUCUAUAUCCAGCCAGAAUUCGCCAAGAAACAGUCUAGAAGCAUAUCGGAGACGUUCGGUUCCACUCGGACGUCCAGUGUUCGAGAAGAAACGAGAGAUCAAUCAAUACUUACACAACGUUUGAUAGGUUGUCGGUAACUAUAUUUAACUACAUUAUUAAAAUAAAUAUUUCUACAACAUCAA